Molecule: messenger RNA, 1443 nt
Organism: Emiliania huxleyi CCMP1516
Lineage: Eukaryota; Haptophyta; Isochrysidales; Noelaerhabdaceae
Exons: 2
Coding region: 1-1443 (480 amino acids)
Biological process (GO): mitotic G2 DNA damage checkpoint signaling; double-strand break repair via homologous recombination
Cellular component (GO): Mre11 complex
Molecular function (GO): protein binding; damaged DNA binding
Source: RefSeq, a predicted model, not a curated record
AUGGCGAGCGAGGCAAGCGCGGCGGCGCUCCAGAUGCGGGCCGACCUGGCGGCAGGUCGCAUGUCGAUGUCCGAAUACGCGCGUCAGGCACGCGCGGCAGGCGAGACCAUCGGCGCCGUCGCCGCCGUGCUCAAGGAGCACGCAGCCUCGGCGAAGCCCACCGCGACGCAAGCAGAGGCUGCGGGCCCUGCGGAGGCGUCGGCCGAGACGAUCCCUGCGGGCACCUACUUCGGGCGCACGCACGGAGGGCCUGUCCACGUCGUGGACGGGAUCUAUUUGCCGGUCGUGAGCGCGGCUGGCGACGCCCCUCCGGCGGAGGGUUCUGUGGAGGCGUCGCUCGCAUGGCUGCGCGCGCAAGGCGGGUGGGGAGCGCGCGCCGCCGAGCGGCUCGGGCCGGACAACGACUUUCUUCUCGACCUGGACUUGAGCGACACGAGCGGCGGCGGCAAGGUCGCCGGCGGAAAGAUCGGGCCAGAGGCCGCGAUGCACGUGGCGCGCGCCCUCGCCGACAACCGCGUCCUCACCAGCCUCAACCUCGGCGACAACGCGCUGGGAGCGGAGGGUGCUCACCACCUCGCAAGGGCGCUCACCACCAACUUGUUGCUGACCGAGGAGGCGCAAUCCAUGUGGCUCAUCGCGGACGGGUCGCAGACCUUGGGCCGCCUUCCCGUGCCGGGCAGCGAGGGCCCGUACACCGUCGGGCGGCACGAGUCGGCCGACGUCACCGUCACCGGCGACAAGUCCAUAUCGCGCAAGCACCUGGAGCUGCGUGUGGGCGAGGACGGCCGCACCCUCAGGCUGACCGACCUCGGCUCCAAGUUUGGCACCUCCGUGGACAACUCCAAGGUUGACCCAGGCGGGACGGCCAGCCUCGUCGACGGGGCCUCGCUCUCGCUCGGCGCAAAGGUGCUGACGGUGCGGCACGAGCCGCUCGUGCUCUGCUACUCGGGGCUGUCCAAGGCGGACACCGAGGUGGUGCAGGCCGCAGCCGCGCGGCUCGUCGGCGUGAGCGCGAGCAAGGAGUGGGCCGACGGCCACACCUCCCACCUCGUCAUGUCCAAGAUCAAGCUGACGCCAAAGCUGAUGCUGGCGCUCGCGCACGGCUGCCCGGUGGUCGCGCCUGCCUGGGUGGAGCGGGUGGCCGCGCGCAAGGCCGCCGCCGAGCCGCUGCCUGACCCGAGCGCCGUGGGCUGCUCCCCCACCGACGCGACCCAGCCGGACAUCCCGGCCGGCUGCCACGCCGUCCGUCCCGAGAGGAGGAGCCUCUUCCGAGGCAGGAAGCUGGCGGUGCUGCCUGGCGGGGAGGCGUCGAGCCGAGGGCACACGGUGUCGCUGCUCUCGCUCAUGGGCGCCGAGGUGGUCGAGGCGGACCAGGCCGAUGCCGCCUCGCUCUCGUCGCACGUCUCUGCCGGCUUCGAGUCUGCGCACUCCCGCCGGGGCUAG